This is a messenger RNA of Drosophila kikkawai, 884 nucleotides long. RefSeq names its product Glycoprotein hormone beta 5 (gene Gpb5). Gene Ontology annotation, biological process: G protein-coupled receptor signaling pathway. Gene Ontology annotation, cellular component: extracellular region; cytoplasm. The record is from RefSeq and is a predicted model, not a curated record. Gene Ontology annotation, molecular function: hormone activity. NCBI's taxonomy places the organism in Eukaryota, Metazoa, Arthropoda, Insecta, Diptera, Drosophilidae.
GUUGCAGGUAUAGUGCAAGGCGCAGACGCAAUCUACUGUUUACAAGGAGGUAUAUAAAUAGGCGACAGCACGUUUGUGGCAUCGCAGUUAAAAACAGAGACCACAGGAAAGAAGUAACACCCAAACACCGAUUUCCAAUAAUGAUGGCCGGAUACGCAGCUGUCACUUUAUCUUACCUAUUCGCUGGUGUACUAAUCAUGUUCGGCGUUUCAGGUUCGAAGUUGGUGGAGCUCGAACCUAUUAACAGCGGACCAACUGUGGCUCCGUUAGGUUGCCAUCGUCGCUUGUAUACGUACAAAGUGACGCAAACCGAUAUUCAAGGGAACGAGUGCUGGGACUAUGUCAGUGUUUGGUCGUGCUGGGGACGAUGUGACUCUAGCGAGAUUUCAGACUGGAAGUUCCCAUACAAGCGCUCGUUUCAUCCGGUCUGUGUUCAUGCUAAGCGGCAGCCGGCUGUGGCUAUCCUUAAGAACUGUCAUUCCGAAGCAGACGAGAGCAUCAGCAAGUACCACUACAUGGAGGCGGUGAACUGCCAUUGCCAGACGUGUUCCACACAGGACACCAGCUGUGAGGCACCGGCAAAUACCGUGAUGGAUGGUGGCAGCAAAGCCAUCAUCAUAGGUGCGCACUCAGAGGACUUGGACUAUUAGACACAUAUACUAUUUGAUGUGAGCACUGGGUGGCGCUUUGUGUUUUCUUACUCAGUUAAAAUAAAUAUAUUUUAAUUUAAUUUUACAGCUUAUGCGACGUAAUGAACAUUUACCACUAAAAUAAAACAUUAGCAACUAUAAUCGCUUUUGUUUUCAUUUCAUUUUAAUUAAGAGUUCGUAUAUCGAAAAAAUACUAUUGAUUUUAAAGUAUUGAUGGUAUGCUUUUGAAAUGUU